CCGGUUGAUGGCAAAUCAAAAAAAGUUUUAUUUUUGUAUCUUUUUCUUCUCUUCUUUCUUUUUUAUCUUAUAAACAAUCAUGGAUGCCUCAACUUCAGCAAGCGAUGGAAGAAACUCUGUUCCGUCUGCAACGUCUGCCAUCAAUGAUUCCGCUACCGCUACCACCACUACUGCUGCUGCUACAACUACAGAUCAAAGCAGUACGUCUGACGUUCCUACUACCACUACCACUAUUACCAGUGACACACCUACAUCAGCCAUAGAUUCAACAACAACAACUCCUAAUACUACUACUGAACCAGCUACAUCAAAUAAUGAUUCCUCAACAACGACUACGACUACUCCUUCAUCUUCUGGUAUGCCUUCUUCAAGCACAACGAGUGAAUUAUCGUCUACUCGAUUGAUUCUUACUUCUUCUACAAUAGAUAGAACAUCGUCUUCCUCUAUGCCAGCUAGUACAACGACCUCUACAGAAAUAAUGACCUCAUCACCUGUUCCUAUUGUCUCUGUGUCAUCUUCGGGCUCAGUCCAUCGUACUUUUACAUCCACCUCUUAUUCCAGUUAUCGAACUACAGUGCCAACUGUCGUCUCAAAUGCACAAUUAGGUUCAUCCUCAAGUAAUACUGGUGCCAUUGCUGGUGGUGUUGUAGGAGGUGUUGCAGGACUCGCUUUAAUAGCUGGUGUUGCUUUUAUUUUAAUGAAACGUCGUCGUAGUAAAAGAAACAAUGGCUAUGGCGAUGAUAAUAACGUGAUAGAUUCAGGAGGAAAGCAUGCUGUGAGUCCUCAAUUCAAUCACUAUUACGAAACACCUACUAUGCUAUCCGAGAACAAUAGCCAACCUGCACUUUCUGCUACUAACGUGACUGCUGCACCAUCACAAGGCACAAAACCUAGGCCAUUUGUUCAAGCUUAUGAUCCUGCAGGAAACUAUUCAGAAGGAGGCCAAUACUACUAUAACGAUUAUAAUAGCAAUGCGGGCUAUGAUCCUUAUUACUCAGCUUCUCAACAGAGCACAGUAAUACCUCAUAGCGGAAGAAAUGUACCUGAUGAAAUUGAUACUAAUACACCUGCUCGACGGUUAUCUAGGCAUGUUCCUGAUGAAGUCUAACUUUUUUAAUAAUAAUUUUGUAAAAUGUAAUUUUUUUAAUCAGUUUAAUAAAUCAUCCGAUAGACUUAUGUAAAAGAAAA
Gilbertella persicaria is the source of this 1188-nucleotide messenger RNA. RefSeq lists its product as uncharacterized. The transcript is spliced from 3 exons. The record is from RefSeq and is a predicted model, not a curated record. Lineage: Eukaryota; Fungi; Mucoromycota; Mucoromycetes; Mucorales; Choanephoraceae. The coding region runs from base 80 to 1108 and encodes 342 amino acids.